AUGCCGCUCAAUUCUCCCGUACCGGUUCCCGUCUACGCCUCUGCUGAGCUCAAGAAUACCUCCGACGAUGCUAUUACAACAUAUCUCACCCUUGGCCUCCCUAAGCCUAACAGAUUCGUCGCAAGCAACACAAAAUCAGAUAUCCGCCUUAUGAUAGGCUAUUCCGCUGUCUCAAUCGCUGGAGUCUCUUUCUACUUUGACUACAUGAAGGGCUGGGAGUUCACCGCGCCAUGGAUGUUAUAUGCUGUAAUAGCAUAUUUUAUACUAAACACUGUAUACACCGGAUGGAUAGCGCUAGUUGAGAACAGACAGGUGUUCGAAGGCACCACAGCAAAAGGAGAAACGCUUCAAAUAUCGUCUCAUUCGAAGAAAUUAUCCUCGACAUACAAGCUUCACUUCCGACACACCUCUCCCUCUGGACAAGUUGUACAAGAGAAGACAAUCGAGGCUCCCUUUUCCAAGUGGUUUUCAGCAGACGGUACCCUACACUUUGAACCAUUUUCAGAAUGGCUCAAGAGUGAGAUAAAGCUUGUACAGCUAUGCUCGUUAGAAGGCCCCUCUAAAUAA
This is a messenger RNA of Nannizzia gypsea CBS 118893, 567 nucleotides long. RefSeq lists its product as hypothetical. Gene Ontology annotation, biological process: protein targeting to ER. The transcript is spliced from 3 exons. Lineage: Eukaryota; Fungi; Ascomycota; Eurotiomycetes; Onygenales; Arthrodermataceae. Gene Ontology annotation, cellular component: signal peptidase complex; membrane. The coding region runs from base 1 to 567 and encodes 188 amino acids. The record is from RefSeq and is a predicted model, not a curated record.